GCAAGUCAGAGAUCCAUCUAUAAAUCCUAUAGGUGCAUAUCUGCACCUCUUCUGGCAGAAGAUAAAGGCUGUUUCCAGCUAUGUAAUGUUUUUCGAUCACAUGACAUGGAAAUUGACCAGUGUUUGCUGGAGUCCCUCCCUCUCGGCCAGCGGCAGCGGCUGGUGAAGCGCAUGCGCUGUGAUCAAAUAAAGGCGUACUAUGAACGAGAGAAGGCUUUGCAGAAACGGGAAGGUUAUGCCCAAAAACUGAAACAUGGAAAGAAUCACCGAGUCCGUUUCAAUCUUGCUGAUAUGAUACAGGAUGCGAUCGUACAUCAUGAUGAUAAAGAAGUGCUACGGCUAUUGAAGGAUGGUGCCGACCCUCAUACAUUCAUUUCCUCAGGAGGCUCCUUGCUCCAUCUGUGUGCCCGCUAUGAUAAUGCAUUUGCUGCAGAAAUUCUAAUUGACAGAGGAGUAAAUGUAAAUCAUCAGGACGAGGAUUUUUGGACCUCAAUGCACGUAGCCUGUGCAUGUGAUAAUCCUGAUAUUGUCCUGCUACUGCUACUAGCUGGAGCAAAUGUGCUGCUGCAAGAUGUUAAUGGAAACAUUGCACUUGAUUAUGCCAUAGAAGGGACUGAAUCCAGCAGCAUCCUUCUGAUGUACUUGGAAGAAAAUGGUGUAGAUCUGAAUUCGUUGCGCCAAAUGAAGAUACAGAGACCUAUGACAAUGCUUACAGAUGUCCGACAACUCAUAUCAAGUGGAGGAAGUGUGAAUCAAAAGAAUGAUGAAGGAGUUACACUGCUUCACAUGGCCUGUGCAAAUGGAUACAGGAAUGUGGCGUCUCUGAUCCUGGAUCAUGGGGCUGAUCUCAAUGCAGUGGAUAAUCAGUACUGGACACCUCUUCAUUUAGCUGCAAAGUAUGGGCAGACAAACCUUGUGAAGCUGCUUUUGAUGCACUGGGCAAAUCCCAAUCUUCUUAACUGCAAUAAUGAAAAGCCUUCAGAUAUUGCAGCUUCUGAGUUUAUUGAGGAAAUGCUUCUAAAGGCUGAAAUUGUCUGGGAGGAAAAAAUGAAAGACCCUUUAUCUGUUUCUACUUUAUCUCAAGAAGAGCCAUAUGAAGAGAUCAUCCAUGAUCUGCCCACACUUUCCAAUAAACUCAAUCCCCUGGCUUUACCGAUUGCCAAGCAAGACAGUUUGCUGGAGAAAGACACCAUGUUUAAAGAUGCAGCUAAAGGUUUGUGUAAGCAGCAAUCUCAAGACAGUGCAUCUGAAAAUGUCGCAGUGAACAGUACAAGCAAACUUGAACAGAUCAAGCUAAUGCCUCCAGCUCCGAAUGAUGACCUGGCUUCUUUGAGUGAGCUAACAGACAGCAGCCUGCUUUAUGAGAUCCAAAAGCGUUUCAAUAAUAAUCAGAUAUAUACCUACAUUGGUGAUAUACUGCUGCUUGUUAACCCAUUUAAAGAACUUCCUAUUUAUUCUACUAUGGUCACUCAACUUUACUUAAGCAACUCUGGAAAACUGUGUUCCUCGCUUCCUCCACAUAUAUUUUCCUGUGCCGAAAGAGCUUACCACAUGCUAUUCCAGGAGCAGCGUCCCCAGUGCUUUAUCCUCAGUGGAGAAAGUGGUUCUGGAAAGACAGAAGCCUGCAAACAGAUAGUGAAGCACCUCACUUGCAGAGCCAGCUCCAGCGGAAAUACCUUUGAUACCAAGAUAAAACAUGUAAACUGUAUCUUGGAGGCCUUUGGACAUGCUAAGACACCCCUGAAUGAUUUGACCAGCUGUUUUAUAAAAUAUUUUGAGCUGCAGUUUUGUGAGAAGAAAAAAACGUUAUCUGGAGCUAGGAUUUAUACGUACAUGUUGGAGAAGUCUCGUGUCAUUAUGCAACCUCUCAACCAGAGCAAUUUUCAUGUGUUUUAUUUGAUGAUGGAUGGGCUGUCUGCUGAAGAAAAGUACGCGUUGUACCUCAGUAAUUUGUCUGCACACAGGUAUCUAAGCCAGAGCGUACUGGAAGACACGAUGGUAACAGGCAACCCUCAAAACAGGGAGAAAUUAGCUGUGCUAAAACAAGCUCUAAAUGCUGUGGGAUUCAAUAGCCUGGAGGUGGAGAACCUGUUUGUAAUUCUCUCUGCAAUCCUGCAUCUUGGGGACAUCCGGUUUACUGCUCUGACAGACGCUGAGACAGCAUUCGUGUCGGACCUGCAGCUACUGGAACAAGGUCGGUAGGACGCGGCC
Struthio camelus australis is the source of this 2211-nucleotide messenger RNA. NCBI's taxonomy places the organism in Eukaryota, Metazoa, Chordata, Aves, Struthioniformes, Struthionidae. The record is from RefSeq and is a predicted model, not a curated record.